This is a messenger RNA of Thunnus maccoyii (southern bluefin tuna), 557 nucleotides long. RefSeq names its product probable E3 ubiquitin-protein ligase makorin-2. Lineage: Eukaryota; Metazoa; Chordata; Actinopteri; Scombriformes; Scombridae. Gene Ontology annotation, molecular function: ubiquitin protein ligase activity; metal ion binding. The record is from RefSeq and is a predicted model, not a curated record. The transcript has 2 exons. The annotation marks the transcript as partial. Gene Ontology annotation, biological process: protein polyubiquitination.
ACACUGUGUUCUGUCUGCAGUAAGAAGGCCUGUAAGUACUUCGAUCAGGGUCGCGGCUCGUGUCCGUUCGGAGGGAAAUGUUUGUAUCUUCACGCCUUCCCGGACGGGACCCGAGCGGAACCGGACCGGCCGCGGAAACAGCUGAGCUCCGAGGGGAACGUCCGGUUCAUGAACAGCGUCCGUCUGUGGGACUUCAUCGAGGAGCGCGAGCAGCGGCCGACCCCGCCCCUGCCGUCCAUCGAUGAUGACAUCACGGAGCUCAGGGAGCUCUUCAUGCAGAUGUCGGGCCCGAGCCACGACGGGCCGGAGACCCCGCCCGCCGCCGACGCAUAGAGAGAGGCCUGAUCGGACCGCGUCCUCCGGUCUCCAUGGCAACCGGCGAUGUCUGUGGACCAGUCAUUGAAAUAUUAAAUCAUGUGAUCAAUCUACAGCUCUCCACUGUGUCUCAGUCUGGAAAAAUAAUUCCAUUGUGUCCAUUAGUUGGAAAAUUGAUCAUCAAUAUAUUGUUGACAUUUUAUUUAUUGUGUACAUAAGAAAAUACAGACAGUGUGACGUCA